Molecule: messenger RNA, 1425 nt
Organism: Colletotrichum karsti
Lineage: Eukaryota; Fungi; Ascomycota; Sordariomycetes; Glomerellales; Glomerellaceae
Exons: 3
Coding region: 1-1425 (474 amino acids)
Biological process (GO): translational initiation
Cellular component (GO): eukaryotic translation initiation factor 3 complex; cytoplasm
Molecular function (GO): translation initiation factor activity
Source: RefSeq, a predicted model, not a curated record
AUGAGCGGCUACCAGAACGGAGAGCGGCCCGUCCGCAUGGACGACGACAGCGACGUCGAGGAGGAGGCCCUCGUCAACGACUACAAGGAGCAGGUCCAGUACCAGGACGGCAUCGGCGAGGAGCUCGAGCAGGUCAGCCUCGCCCAGCAGACCGACGACAUCCAGUCGCGCCUCGCCGCCGCCGCCCAGCCCCUCGACUUCUCCGCCCCCCUCGAGGUCAAGUUCCAGAGCUACGACCAGUACUGCAGCUUGUUCCACUUCAUCCUCAACAGCGAGGGUCCCGUCGACCUCGAGCCCCCUUCUUACUACUGGGCCUGGGACGUCAUCGAUGAGUUCAUCUACCAGUUCAACUCCUUCUCCUCCUACCGCAUGCGCAUCGCCCGCCAGGCCUCCAACGAGGAGGAGAUGCAGGUCCUCAAGGAGAACCCCAACACCUGGGGCUGCUACUCGGUCCUCAACGUCCUCUACUCCCUCAUCCAGCGCUCCCAGAUCACCGAGCAGCUGGCCGCCAUGCGCCGCAACGAGGACCCCAUGGCCGUCGCCGGCGAGUACGGCACCAAGAACCUCUACCGCAUGCUCGGCUACUUCUCCAUCAUCGGCCUGCUCCGCGUCCACUGCCUCCUCGGCGACUUCAGCCUCGCCCUCAAGACGCUCGACGACAUCGAGCUCAACAAGAAGGCCAUGUUCGCCCGCGUCAUGGCCGCCCACUUCACCACCUACUACUACGUCGGCUUCUCCUACAUGAUGAUGCACCGCUACGCCGACGCCAUCCGCAUGUUCAGCCACAUCCUCGUCUACGUCAGCCGCACCAAGAACUUCCAGAAGAACGCCCAGUACGACUCCAUCACAAAGAAGAACGACCAGAUGUACGCCCUCAUCGCCAUCUGCGUCGCCUUCCACCCCACCCGCCUCGACGACACCAUCCACUCCGCCCUCCGCGAGAAGUACGGCGACCAGCUCCUCAAGCUCCAGCGCGGCGGGCCCGAGUCCCUCCCCAUCUUCGAGGAGCUCUUCCGCGCCGCCUGCCCCAAGUUCAUCUCCCCCGUGCCCCCCGACUUCGAGAACCCCGAGUCCAACGUCGACCCCGUCGAGCACCACCUCGCCGUCUUCAUGGACGAGGUCAAGACCAACAUGUGGAGCCCCACCGUCAAGUCCUACCUCCGCCUCUACACCACCAUGGACCUCAACAAGCUCGCCGGCUUCCUCGAGGUCAAGCCCGACGAGCUCCGCUCCUGGCUCCUCGUCAACAAGCAGCGCACCAAGCAGCUGCGCUACACCGAGGGAAGCCUCCUGGACGGUGACCUGGUCAACGUCAGCGACCUCGACUACGCCAUGCAGGGUGACCUGAUUCACAUCUCGGAAGCAAAGGUCGGCCGCAAGCUGGUGGACUGGUACCUCCGCAACCUGUCUCGCACGUACGCCUGA